AUGGAAGCAAACGCCUCAUGUGACUGGAAAUUUUUCGAUAAAAGAGAAAUCGGUAUAACUUGUGCCGCUUUUAACGGUGGACAACCCAGAGUAGGUGUCGAUUUAGGACCAGAAUAUGUCUUAAAAGCUGGUUUGAUCCAACAACUCAAUGAAAUGAAUUUUAAUACAGUAUUAACAGAUGAUAAAAUUCAUUAUUAUAAAGAAUUUUUUCCUGAAUCUGAUGAACCGAUCGGUAUUAUCAAACGACCACGAACUGUUGGUAUAGUAACUAAAAUUCUUACAGAACAAGUUUAUCAGCAUGCAAAAAGUGGACGAUUGGCAUUACAAAUUGGAGGAGAUCAUUCUUUAGCCAUAGGAACAAUCAGUGGAAUGGCACGAGCCAUUAAAGAACGUUUUAAUCAAGAUCUUAAAGUUAUUUGGGUUGAUGCUCAUACUGAUAUUAACACAAUGGAAACAACAGAAAGUGGAAAUUUACAUGGCAUGCCAUUAUCCUUUCUUAUUGGUCUAAUUAAUGAGAAAAUUGAAGGAUUAGAUUGGAUUGUACCUUGUUUAAAACCUGAAAAUCUCGUUUAUAUUGGUUUACGAGAUGUCGACAAAGGUGAAAAAGAAAUUAUUAAGAAGUAUAAUAUUAAAGCUUUUUCUAUGCAUGAAAUUGAUCGAUAUGGAAUUGGUUCAGUAUUAGACAUGACCAUCGAACAUUUAUCCAAAGGUGAAAAUUCUCAAUCACCUAUUCAUCUUUCAUUUGAUAUUGAUGCACUUGAUCCAACUGUUGCUUCAAGUACAGGUACUCCUGUACGAGGUGGAUUAACAUUUCGUGAAGGACAUUAUAUUUGUGAAGCUCUUUAUGCAACUGGACGAUUAGUAGGAUUAGAUAUGGUUGAAUUGAAUCCUGCAAUAGGUGAUAAUCAUGAAGAUACAAUCACUAUUGGAUGCAGUCUUAUUCGAGCAACAUUUGGUGAAACUCUUUUGUAA
Molecule: messenger RNA, 972 nt
Organism: Rotaria sp. Silwood2
Lineage: Eukaryota; Metazoa; Rotifera; Eurotatoria; Philodinida; Philodinidae
Source: the annotation of a GenBank genome assembly